Messenger RNA from Eptesicus fuscus (big brown bat), 2090 nucleotides. It is a transcript of the gene ZFTA, whose product is annotated as zinc finger translocation associated. The record is from RefSeq and is a predicted model, not a curated record. Gene Ontology annotation, biological process: negative regulation of DNA-templated transcription. The transcript is spliced from 5 exons. The coding region runs from base 1 to 2043 and encodes 680 amino acids. NCBI's taxonomy places the organism in Eukaryota, Metazoa, Chordata, Mammalia, Chiroptera, Vespertilionidae.
AUGGAACCCGGCGGGGACCACCGAAGCCGGAGCGGUGGCGGCAGGGGCGGCCCCGGGCCAGCAGCGGCCUCGGCACGGGGCCGACGGCUGCCGCCCGCGGGAUUGAGCGGCGGCGCGGAGCCCGAGGACGACGACGGCGGGCAAGAUCUUCAUCUGGAAGGGGGUACCUUGGGGUCUUGGGGGAGUGCCCCCCUACCCUCCUCCAGGUCCAGGGGACCACCAUCUUCAGGCAGGAAAUACUCAGACCACUGUGAGGCCCGGGCCUCCAGGCCUGGAAAGAGCCGCAUCCCAGGCCGUGACCACAGGCGAUACUACCAUGACCACUGGCGGCUGGAGUACCUGAUGGACUUCAACCCUGCCCGGCAUGGCAUGGUGUGCAUGGUGUGCGGCAGCUCCCUGGCCACGCUCAAGCUCAGCACCAUCAAGCGGCACAUUCGCCAAAAGCACCCCUACUCCCUGCAUUGGAGUCCCCGGGAGAAGGAAGUGAUCAGCAACAGCUGGGAUGCCCACUUGGGGCUGGGGGCCUGUGGAGAGGCUGAGGGCCUGGGGGUCCAGGGGCCCGAGGAGGAGGAGGAGGAAGAAGAGGAAGAGGAAGAAGAGGGGGCUAACCUCCAAGCUUGCCCAUCCAAGGGCCCAGGCAAAGCCCCAGCUGGUGGGGCCGGCAGGCGCCAGCGACGAGGGGGCCCAGUGGCACCCCGGGCUCGGCGUCAGCGCCACUCGGCCUCCCGGAGGGCCAGGGGCAGCAGGGGGCUGGGGGCUCGGCGCCUGGAACGGAGGCUGAAGGAGUCCCUGCAGAACUGGUUCCGGGCAGAGUGUCUCAUGGACUAUGACCCUCGGGGGAACCGGCUGGUGUGCAUGGCAUGUGGCCGGGCACUGCCCAGCCUGCAUCUGGAUGACAUCCGUGCCCACGUGCUGGAGGUGCACCCCAGCUCCCUGGGGCUCAGCGGCCCCCAGCGCAGUGCCCUGCUGCAGGCCUGGGGUGGCCAGCCCGAGACCCUGUCUGAGCUCACUCAGCCCCCAGCAGACGAUGACCUCGUCCCCCAGGACCUGACCAGAAAAAGCCGGGACUCGGCCCCCGCUGCUGGAGCCCCCUCCUCCCAGGAUCUCAGUCCCCCAGACGUAAAGGAAGAGGCUGGCGGGGUCCCUGAGAGGCCCGGGCCGGCAGACAAGAAGGAGGAGCUGGAGGAGGGCGAGAGGGUGGGGGUCCCAGGCCGGUGCCCACGGGGCCGCGACCAUCGCCGCCACUACCAGGAGCGCUGGCGGCUGGAGUACCUCAUGGAGCUGGACGGCGGCCGGCGCGGCCUGGUGUGCAUGGUGUGCGGGGGCUCGCUGGCCUCGCUCAAGAUGAGCACCAUCAAGCGGCACAUCCGCCAGCGCCACCCGGGCUCCACGCGCCUCAGCGGGCCCGUCAAGGCCCUCAUCGCCCAGGAGUGGAGCGAGAAGGCCGCCCACCUGCUGGCCCUGGGGCUGCCCUGCCCCGAGCCCCCCAAGGACCCUGCCGCCCCCAGCACAGCCGCAGCCUCCGAGGAGGGGGGAGGGGACCAGGAGGAGGAGCCAGAGGAGGAGGAGUGGUGGGGCGACGCCCCGCCUUCUCCUGGGGAGCCGUCGGAGCGGCCCGCCGAGGGAGAGGAGGACGAGGAGGACGGCCCGGAGCCCGGGGGACUCGCCUUCCCGCCCCUGCCCCCGCCGCCGCCGCCGCCCCCGCCCCCGCCGCCGCCGCCCCGCAGCCGAGAGCAGCGGCGGAACUACCAGCCGCGCUGGCGGGGCGAGUACCUGAUGGACUACGACGGCAGCCGGCGCGGCCUGGUGUGCAUGGUGUGCGGGGGCGCGCUGGCCACGCUCAAGGUCAGCACCAUCAAGCGGCACAUCCUGCAGGUGCACCCCUUCUCCAUGGACUUCACGCCCGAGGAGCGCCAGACCAUCCUGGAGGCCUACGAGGAGGCGGCGCUGCGCUGCUACGGCCACGAGGGCUUCGGGCCGCCCGCCCCGGCGCCGCGCGAUGGCGGCGCGGACCUCAAGGCGGGCGCCGUGUGCCGGGCGUAAUGGGCGCGGCGGACCCGCGGGCCGGGCGGGGGCGGCCUUGCCUGGGA